AUGACAUCUCGUAAACCACGAAAUUUAAUUAAAGAGAAUUGGUCAUCUCUUUGUGUGACCGCGGUUCUUGGACUUCGUCCAAUUGAAUUAUGUAAAACAAAAUUAUUUGGAUACAUAUACGUUAUUACAAUAUUAAUAUUAUACUAUACGCAGAUAUAUUUUGUAAAUGAAGAGGUAAAUAAAGUUUACGACUACUUAGAUAUGAUAUCAUUAGCAGUAUACGUAAGGAUACACAGAGUUAAAUAUUAUAUAAAUGCGAUAGUAUUAACUCUUAUGAUAAUAACGAGUGUAUUAAAAUAUGAGCUUGUGACAAAUAAUGUAUACUCAAGUCUUAAUGAAAUUGACAGAAAGCUCAUGUUAUUAAACACUAAAUUAAAUUAUGAAAAAUACAUGAGAGAGAAUAUAAUUCAAGUGGUUGGAAUUAUUAUGUUUACUAUUUUAAUAGGAUUGACGGAAUAUUUUAGCUUUAAAAAUGCAUCAAGUAAUUUUACGAUGUUUAAUUUAAUGUGGUUUGGAAAUCAAUUUCCUCAAAUAGUUAAUAGUGCUGCAAUAGUUACUUUUGUUAUAAUAAUAUCAGAUUGUUGUAGAAGACAUCAAAUUAUUAAUGAUUUAAUUUAUAAAUUGAGAAAUAUCAGCAAAGAAAUAACUAAUAACAAUAAUACUGAUGUUAUUUCACAAGAAAUGCAUAAUGGAUUAAAACUCAAGCUUUUACGUCAGAUAUAUGAAAUUUUGAGCAGUACAGUGAUGAUAAUGAAUGAAGCAUAUGGAUUUAUGUUAAUUUUAACAUUUAUAACUCACUUUAUCGGCAUCUCAGUACAUCUUAAUACAAUAUACAUGACAUUUGGAGAUCAAAAUUACAUUGUAGAUUUAAUCGUUGAUUUUUUAUGGGCUUGCUUCUAUUUUGGAAAACUAAUUUACAUAAUAAAUGCCUGUCAGUCAUUUGAACGUGAGGGAAAGCGUGCCAGUAAACUGCUACAUGAAUGCCGAAUCGACUCAGAUCAUAAUUUGCUUAAGCAAGAGACUGAAUCAUUUGCACGGCAAGUAAGAAACGUGGAUAUUAAAAUCACCGCGAGCAAUUUAUUCAUCAUCGAUUAUUCGGCCCUGUGGAAGAUUGUCCUCGGUCAGACAGCCUACGUCUUCUUCCUGUCGCAAUUCACCAACACCAAAUGA
Messenger RNA from Microplitis demolitor, 1170 nucleotides. RefSeq lists its product as uncharacterized. The record is from RefSeq and is a predicted model, not a curated record. Gene Ontology annotation, cellular component: membrane; neuronal cell body; dendrite. The transcript has 6 exons. Bases 1 to 1170 code for a protein of 389 amino acids. NCBI's taxonomy places the organism in Eukaryota, Metazoa, Arthropoda, Insecta, Hymenoptera, Braconidae. Gene Ontology annotation, biological process: sensory perception of taste.